Molecule: messenger RNA, 570 nt
Organism: Lathyrus oleraceus (garden pea)
Lineage: Eukaryota; Viridiplantae; Streptophyta; Magnoliopsida; Fabales; Fabaceae
Product: zinc finger BED domain-containing protein DAYSLEEPER-like
Exons: 3
Coding region: 1-570 (189 amino acids)
Molecular function (GO): DNA binding; protein dimerization activity
Source: RefSeq, a predicted model, not a curated record
AUGAAGAAGAAAUAUGAUAAAUAUUGGGGAAAUCAUGAGAAGCUUAACAUGUUGUUGUUGGUUGCUCUAGUAUUCGACCCUAGGCGCAAGAUUAGAUUGGUCGAUUGGAUGGUAAGGCGAUAUUAUAAUAAGGAUGACACUGACGCCUUGAAAGCAAAUUUAGAGUCUAGCUUGAAAUCUAUUUAUGAGGAAUAUUGUGUUGGAUUUAUGCCUCCUCAAGGUAAUUCAGAUGAGUUGCAAGUUUUUGGUGGUGUUAGUGAUCCUUAUGGAACUGCUGAGUUCUAUCUUUCAGAAGGGUGUGACAAUGCGGAUAAUGAGUUAACUACUUAUCUUGGAGGGAAGUUAGAGCAUAACAUGGAGAUAAAUGUUCUAGAGUGGUGGAAAGUGAACUCUGGCCGAUAUCCCAUCCUUUCAAACAUUGCAAGAGACAUGCUGGCUAUACCUAUAAGCACAUUGGCUUCUGAAUCUGCAUUCAAAUUACUUUAUACUGAAGAUGGUGCUAGCUGUUCAACCUCUUCAACUUCUGUUACACUCGAAGAUGAUUUAACAGUAAAGAAUUCUAAACAUUAA